UUGGGGACAGGGUGACAAGGGACCGUCAACCACCUCUCUGUGCUUUGGUGUAAAUUUGAGAUAGUUUAUGUAGUAUUAGAGUGGAGGGACAAAAGGUUUAACAAAGGCUCCCUGUAGUUAGUUGAUGAUUGCCUGAGUGAAACAUUGCUCUGCAGCUUUUUCAUCUUUGCUCAACAUCCAGCCAACCAUGGAGUGGGGAUUACCCUGUCGGACAUCACUCUGGGCAAAGAAGUCCAUGUUUUGGUUUUGCUACGUUUUGUUUUACAUAGCUGGAGGUAAAGGCGAGAUGUCCCACGGCCACUCCACACUUGGUGUUGCAGCCCCACACCUGUACUACACCUGUCCCGAGGGUGCAACUGCCAAACUGGUGUGUGGCCAGAGAGGUGCCGCCUUGCACACCAAUGAUGUCUUGAAGCACAGCUGGCUUUUCACGCCCCACAGUGAUCAGCACUGUACGGGACGGACGGGCCCACGCCAUACUGUCAUUGGUCAUUCCCAUGGCAACCAAAGCUUGCCGCCAGGGUUGCAGUAUGGAUUUGGAGAGCAGAGCUUCUGGGUGAUUCUGCAGAAUGUGACCCACGGUGACCAGGGUCGCUACUGCUGUAUGAUCCUAGACUUCCAGGUGGAGCAUAAACACGGCGCCCUUGUGCAGAGACCCCACAGCCAUGUUAUCCUACACGUUACGCCCCGGAGAAAUGGACCUCAAAACUGCACCGUUUGGGAUCCCACACCACCUGGAGGCUCUGUGCCAGUGGCCUUGGCCAUAGCAGCCUGCAUCUUGGCUCUGCUUUCUCUGCCUCUUAUUCUGGUGCUCGUUUACAAACAGAGGCAUAGCGCCCAGUCAAGCAGACGUGCACAAGAGCUGGUGAGGAUGGACAGUGAGGCUCAUGGCCACGAGAACCCUGUGUUUCUUGGAGAAUCACCUCGGAUUAAGACUCGUACCGUUUCACAGAUCAUGACCAGGCAAUCUUCAGAGACAGGACGCCACCUGUUGUCUGAGCCAGGAACCCCCCUCUCUCCUCCUGCACACGGGGAUGUAUUCUUCCCAAUAGAAGACACCAUCCCUGAGUCUCCAGACUUCCUGCAGGUUUAAAAGGGAUUGGAACCUUGUUCAUUGCUCUAACUGCUGACCUGGAAACAGUCCUGCAACUCUUUCCCUCUUCUUUCUGCCUCCAGAGCGAUGUUGCCCUCAUCAGCUCUCUCACAAUAACCUCUGCUGGAAUUGUCGUCUGUACAUUGUCUGGACCGCGGGAGGGAAUGGACUGUGUUUUUUUUUAUUCAAAAACUAUUUCCACCUGCAACAACAGCUGGAGGCCAAAGGCAAACUUUUAGCUUGUGUGCACUUGUGUUGUGGUGGGGGCGUUUGUGUGUGAUGUUCCAUCUACACGCUGACAAUGACUCGUGGACCAACAACUACCCACUGCUUGAGAAGAAUCCAGAGUGUUAAGGGCGGGGGUCCCUCCAUGUGCAGGGGGACAUGUUGAGUGAUAAACAGUGCCUGUGGACUCGAGGACUGCUUUUACACGCCAGUUGUUGAGUGCAGUGCAAAUUAACAACGGUGUAUUUGCUUGUUUUUUGGGUCAUUUAAGCUGGUAUGCACUCUGUAAUUUGAACCUUGGUGUGGACCAAAGAACUGCACUUCCACCGCCUGGUUUCUGUGCACUUCCAGUCUAACUCUGGUGUGGUGUGUUUGUGGAGUGAAAGCAAAGCAGACCAACUGCAGGUGACAGAAACUGUAUGACAAUAAUUUUGAAAAGGUAACUAUUAAAUUUACAUGAUCCAUUUACUGAUAGUUGGUCAUAGAAACAAUCUCCCAUAUGAUGAUGCAAACAUCAUUUGGUAACCAUGGUGACAUGGUGUAUAAGUCAGCGCAUGAGUGUGUUUCUUGCGUCCAAUAUAGCGAGCCAGACUGUGACAGCAACAAGCUGUCAACAAGUGAUAAAUAUUAUCACUGGGCUAAAUUUGUUUUUGAUUUUCCCUUCUUUGACUGUGUAGCACUGAUAAUGAAGGAUGACAAUCACCAAAACUGUCUAGUGAAAAGACUCAUCUGUCAGUCCAUAUGACAUUAUGUUAACAUGUCUCACUUCAAUUGUAAUAAAUCAGUGGAAACACAAAAUGGACUUGAACUGAAAGACAACAAUGUACCUUUUUUUUUAAACUGAACCACAGGUGGAAAGCGACCAAAGGCUGGCUUCAUCUCAUCCCUGCCAUUGUAAUAAAGUGCUUUAUUAGCUUCAUAACAAAGGAGGCUCAAUCGUCAGAGGAGUCUCAAUAUUCUUGUUGAAGUUGAGUGAUUUGUUUUUAUGGCAUUACACUGUUCCUCUGUAUCAUUUCCACUUGGCCUUGGCUUCUUUUCUCUUCCCUCUUUGCUACCUCAGUUACUGUCAGCUGUGCUGCUCAAAAUACUCUCCUUCCUGCCUGUACUCUCAAAAAAGCAGCACUUCACAGUGGCCUUAAAUAUACUCAUUAAGUGCUGUUAGUAUUAAGAAGAAAAAAAAACAGUAGGUUAUUUUUGAUAAUAGUUGUUCAUGAAUGUCAUUCAUGCUCAUGUGCAGUUUUGUAAAUGAAAAAAAGAUGAUUAUUGAUCUUCUUUUGAAUGUAUCCUAAUCCUGUUACAAAAAAAGAUUAAAAAAAAAAAGCAUCAUAAAACCACAGACAGUUUAAUCACUGCCAUCUCAACACUGUUUCCUGAAUAUUUUGUCUUUUUUACUGUCUUGAUUUUAUCAUUAGGAAGUGUAGGUAAGUGUUAAUUCCUGUUUUUGUGUGUGCAAUGGGAUGUAAAUAAGUAAAUACUUUGUGUAAAUGUGUGGAGGAAUGGCACUGAAAUGUUCACCAAAUUAUUUCAAGGUAGAGUGAAAGAAAGUGACUGCAGUUGAUUUGAAGCUUGUUAAUACGUACAGUAGGCUUUGUGUGAUUGUGAGAAACCACUGGUGGUUUUUUCAGGUUGAGAUAAAAUGUAUACAGCAGGUGCUCAGCCGAAAUCAUCUCCAAAUGAUGUGUAGCAGGUAAAAAGGACAGGGUAUUAUGUUGUUAUGUAAAAUGAUUUUACUUUAUUAAGAUUUGAAUACUUGGAGAAGUAGUUUUUAAGUGUGCCUGUUUUACCUGUGUGUGUUUUUAAAUCUUGUGUUACAGUUUCAAAAAUAUUUUUAUGGUCUGGUGUGUGUGCACACUGGCAUAUGGUUUUGCAUCUGUAUGUAUGUGAUUGUUUUAUACAGUAAAAAGCUUGUAUUUGACAUAGAUGUGGAUCAUGUUCGUUCUGUAUAUUGCCUUUAAAUUUUCUUGGUUGUUGCUUGUGUAAUAAAGUGGAGCUCUUAAACCUUAAAG
This is a messenger RNA of Epinephelus lanceolatus (giant grouper), 3324 nucleotides long. It is a transcript of the gene vsir, whose product is annotated as V-set immunoregulatory receptor. Lineage: Eukaryota; Metazoa; Chordata; Actinopteri; Perciformes; Serranidae. Gene Ontology annotation, cellular component: plasma membrane. Gene Ontology annotation, biological process: negative regulation of alpha-beta T cell activation; regulation of immune response. The record is from RefSeq and is a predicted model, not a curated record.